Molecule: messenger RNA, 1620 nt
Organism: Rodentolepis nana
Lineage: Eukaryota; Metazoa; Platyhelminthes; Cestoda; Cyclophyllidea; Hymenolepididae
Source: the annotation of a GenBank genome assembly
AUGCCACGCCAAUGUAGAGAGGGUAGAAGAUGGAGACGUUCGUGGUGGUAUAGCUGCUUCGGAUGUACCUCUCAUAACCACCUGGAAAUGGAAAUUUUGCAAGCGAUUAUGCAGGGAGAUUCUGAGGAGCUUGAAGCUUGCCUCCAACGUCUACAAUCUUCCCCCAUCAGUUUAACCAUUCGUCGUGAUCAUCCUAACAAGAUGUUCGGUACUUUCUUUCAGCAAUGCUCUCCCUCUAUUUUCGCUGUGGAAUGUUGCCAAUGGCACCUUCUUCCUAUACUCUCUAGUUAUGGCUUCGAUUUUAAUCGACCUCAGCUUUGUCGAAGGUGGACUUGUUUUUGUCGCAAACAGAUAAGGCCAAGUAACUCCCCAUACCGACGAUUAUGGACUAAGGGACAAUAUACAUAUCAAUCGAUAUUGGAUUAUUUCUUUGCCAGCAUUUAUGAAACACUUGGUGAACUAGAAGAUACUCCGUUAUUACUACAAGAAUCAAAAUUCCUUGAAAACCCACUUCAAACUCUUCUUUCUCGAAUUGAUGAACUUCUAGCCUUUGAAAUUGACGUACACCGAAUAGAUUCCAUAAUCGUCUUCAAUUCGCUUGCUGGAUCUUUCGAUCGAUAUCUUUGUACCUACUUUGAUCCCAAUGAUGAAAUUCUUCCAGAUAUUCCAAAGAGAUCUGAUGUAUAUGUUGAAUUGGAAGCUUUGCAGCGUCUAAUUGAAAACGGAUUUUCAGAAUUCGAGUUCAUGGAAUAUGUUAGUUCUAAUACGAAUUGGUUUGGAAUCCUUAUUUCCCUUCUUGCACAUCCUAGACUUCGGAACCUUGUAGAAGCAAAUCGUCCAGUUCCUCCUUUGAUAAAAUCUGCCGCGAUUCUAUUAAUUAAUCUUCUAGUUUGGAGGCACAAACUUCCACGUGCAUCCAUUGAUCUUCAAGACUGUGUUAAUAAUCUCAGUUUGAGGAAAACAUACGUUAGGCGGUAUGCUGAGCAGAGAAACCUAUUCGAUUCUCGAGUUGCUGGAAUUAUUCGAGAAAGCGAUAAUCUUCUGAGAUCGCCGCCAUGCCUGGGUCUCAUAGCUCGAAAUCGCAUUCGAUGUAUUUUGGGAGGGAAAGGAUUCAAAGCCAAAGUGGAAAGUCUAGGACUCCCUCAAAAUCUCACCACUUUUCUCUCAGGUGUAGGCACUGAGCAUAUGGCAUGGGUUCGGGCUCCUCCUUUUCUAGUUGCUGUGGCAACAGGAAAGUUGACUGCUGCUACUUUUGAGGAUUGGGAAAGAAAUUGGGGUGUUGAGAUUGAAAAGAUUGUUGAAAGCGAUAGAAUUAGAACAUCGCUGAUGCCUCCACCGGAAUCUUUUCAAACUGAGGAGCCUAUUGAGUCUAAAGUCGAUCGAUCGGCGUCGUUUUCUGAAAUGAUCAAUUAUGGGCCGAGUUUGAUUAAACGAAGAGCUUCAGCUUGCCCUCGGAUUAGUCGAUUGCAGCCCAUGACAGGUCCGGUAUUACGCAUUCAGAGAUCGAUGACUGCAGUGGUCCGUGGACCUCGACCCCGACCUAGACCCUCAUCUGCACCCCUCCUCAAAGUCACUCCUCCCAAGGUCGGCGCACAUCGAUUGCAGUUGCCUGUACGAUGA